AUGCCAAUCAACACAUCCUCAUCCGACACCGGCGUGACCGGCGCCGCGAAAUUUGUGACCUCGACUGUCGGCAACACAGUCGGUGGCCUCGCACGCACCGUGGGUGGUGUGACCGGCGCCGCAGGCCGCGGGAUCGGCGACACGAUCACGGGCGCGACGGGCUCGGCGGGCAAACCGCUCGGCGACGGAUUGGGCAAUGCCGCGAGUGGUGUUGAGAGCGGGACCAAGAAGGUCGCGGAAGGGGUUGAGGAUGCGGGACAGUGGAAGAGUGGUGCGAAGAGAUUCUAG
Molecule: messenger RNA, 288 nt
Organism: Exophiala bonariae
Lineage: Eukaryota; Fungi; Ascomycota; Eurotiomycetes; Chaetothyriales; Herpotrichiellaceae
Exons: 2
Coding region: 1-288 (95 amino acids)
Source: RefSeq, a predicted model, not a curated record